Molecule: messenger RNA, 673 nt
Organism: Marasmius oreades (fairy-ring Marasmius)
Lineage: Eukaryota; Fungi; Basidiomycota; Agaricomycetes; Agaricales; Marasmiaceae
Gene: DUT1
Product: Deoxyuridine 5'-triphosphate nucleotidohydrolase
Exons: 4
Coding region: 284-508 (74 amino acids)
Biological process (GO): dUMP biosynthetic process; dUTP catabolic process
Molecular function (GO): dUTP diphosphatase activity; magnesium ion binding
Source: RefSeq, a predicted model, not a curated record
CAAGGGAAGAAGAGGAAAAUGACACCUGACGAAAGCUCACCCUCCUCAUCAAUCAUUCAGAACUUACUCGUAAAGCGUCAUUCAGACAAGGCAAAAGUUCCAACGCGCGUGGCUCUCCAGCACGGCAUUCAAGCUUGAUAUUGACUUAGUCUGGCACGUCUCAGCGCUGAAGCCAAGACCAUACCCCCAUGAAAAGGGCCUUGUCAAUACUCAAAUCUCAAUUGCGGUCCCACCUGGGCACUAUGACCGCGUUGCACUUAGAAGCGGUUUGGCUUCGAAAUUCAUGAUUGACACCGGCGCUGGGGUGGUUGACGCUGAUUACCGGAUUGUUUUUGUUCUGCUCGUCAACCUCUCCGAUCAGCCUUUCGAAGUGGCAGAAGGAGACAGAAUAGCACAACUCGUUCUCGAGAAAAUUCACACUCCAGAGAUCAUUGAAGUUGAGAAUCUAGAAGAAACUGUGCGAGGAGCUGGUGGUUGGGGCUCUACUGGCGGACACAGUGCCCUAUGAUAUCAAUAGAGGAUGUUGACUUCUGGGUGUUCACGGCUUUUUAUAGAAGGAUGCGGCAUGACUCUACCCUACAGGGUAGUAUUUGGAGGUGUGGGUGCAUGCCAGUUACGGUACGAAGGAACCCUAUGUAUAAUAAUGAUAAGAAUCAACACGGUUAACGCAUGC